UAGGUAUAAACGUGGUCUGUAUAAAAUUAUUGGUGCAAUUCAUAAGAUGACGGAAGCAGAGAAUUUAGAAGAGAAAACAAAGAAUGUUGAAGAAGACGACGACAGUGUUCUAUUAAAGCAUAAAUACCAAAAUAAAACUUUAGAAGAAUUGAGACUCUUACUUGCGGAUGAUACAAUAUCCAAGAAUCAAAAAAAGAAAAUAAACAAACAAGUCAAGUGGCUUGAAAGUGCAGAUGAAAGAAAAGAACACCGCAAGAAGAGAAAACUUAUUUACAAAGAAAGAAAUAAACUGAACGGAACAAAAAAGAGAAAACUGGAAAAAAUUACGACAACUGAAAACUUUGAAAGUCAUUAUCACGUUGCUAUAGAUGCGAGUUUCAAUGACAUAAUGACCAUCAGGGAUCUUGGGAAACUUGGAAAGCAAAUUGCUUGGAGUUAUAAGGAAAAUAGAAGGUCAUCCUGCCCUGUACAGUACCACUUAUGUGGUUUAAAAGGGAAGCUCAAGGCUUGUUUGGAUCCAUCUCAUGAAAACUGGGACAUGCAUUUUGAUGCUGAUAUUCUGGAGAGGUUUAAGAAAGAAGAUCUGGUAUAUCUGACAGCGGAAUCAGAUAAUGUGUUGAGUAACAUUGAACAUGGAAAAGUUUACGUGAUAGGUGGGCUAGUGGAUCAUAAUCAUGAAAAGGGUCUCUGUCACAAACUAUGCACAGAGAAAGGAAUUCCCACAGCACGCUUGCCACUUGAUGAAAAUAUUGAUAUCAAAACUAGAAAAGUGUUAACUGUCAAUCAUGUUUUUGAAAUUCUUCUCGCAUACCUAAAACUACAGGAUUGGAAAACUGCUAUUUUAAAAGUCAUUCCACCCAAAAAACUACCUGCUUCCAUUGAGGAAAAGACAGAAAUAAAAGAUUUGCAAAAACCCGAAACAUCAGACACUGAAAAUAAAUCAGAAAUUUAAAACCCU
Messenger RNA from Ciona intestinalis (vase tunicate), 958 nucleotides. RefSeq names its product tRNA methyltransferase 10 homolog A-like. Gene Ontology annotation, cellular component: nucleus; nucleoplasm. Gene Ontology annotation, biological process: tRNA N1-guanine methylation. The record is from RefSeq and is a predicted model, not a curated record. Gene Ontology annotation, molecular function: tRNA binding. Lineage: Eukaryota; Metazoa; Chordata; Ascidiacea; Phlebobranchia; Cionidae.